UCAACAUUACCAAUGUAAUGACAGUUAGGACGAUGAGCUUUCCUCUGCUUUACCUUACCUUGGGAAUCCUGUCAGUAGUGUCCAACGUACAAACCCAACAUGAUCCGCAUUUCUGGAACGGACACAGUGGUAUUGUGCACCUCUUCGAGUGGAAAUUCUCCGAUAUCGCUCUUGAGUGUGAGAGGUUUUUAGGACCACGAGGUUACGGAGGUAUACAGCUUUCACCAGUUAAUGAGAAUGUGAUUGUUCAAAUUGGAAAUAAUCGUCCAUGGUGGGAAAGAUAUCAGCCGGUAUCUUAUAAACUCACGACCCGUUCAGGUAACGAGCAAGACUUUCUGGAUAUGUCUCGCAGGUGCAACGCUGUAGGAGUUCGCUUGUAUGUUGAUAUCAUCAUCAAUCAUAUGUCCAGGGAUCCCAACGAUGGUACCAUAGGAACGGGUACUGCCGGUGCUAUCGCUAAUUCCGCAGCACGUGAUUACCCCGCCGUUCCAUUCUCGAUAGUCGAUUUUAAUCCAUCUUGUGAAAUUACCGACUGGGGCAAUGCUUGGCAGGUGCGAAAUUGUGAACUGUUGGAAUUACCAGAUCUGGAUCAAAGCAGAGAAUGGGUACGUGAAAAAGUGGUCGAGUUUUUAAAUCAUUUAAUUGAUCUUGGAGUAGCGGGAUUCCGAGUGGAUGCUGCCAAGCACAUGUACCCACAAGACAUGGAGGUGAUAUUCAAUCGUCUAAAAAAUCUGGACACCAGUUUUGGAUUUUCUGCUGGAUCACGUGCAUUUUUGAUGCAAGAAGUGAUCGAUGGUGGAGCUCAUGAGCCUAUUCGGAAAUAUGAGUACAUCCAUCUUGGAACAGUAACAGAAUUUCAGUAUUCUUUCUACGUUGGACGUGCUUUUACUGGUGGUGAUCUACUCGUGUGGCUGCAAAACUUUGGGGAAGAAUGGGGCCUUCUGUCUUCAAGAGAUGCGCUUGUUUUUGUAGAUAAUCAUGAUAACCAACGUGAUCACGCCUUGACUCACAAAUCGCCCAAGGCGUAUAAAAUGGCGACUGCCUUUGCUGCUUCUUAUCCAUUCGGACAACUGCGUAUCAUGAGCUCGUUCUACUUCGAUGAUAGAGAUCAAGGACCACCACAGGAUGCCAACGGAAAUAUCAUUUCUCCUUCGAUCAAUCCAGACGGAACAUGUGGAAACGGAUGGGUUUGUGAACACCGUUGGCGCCAAAUUGCUAACAUGAUUAACUUCAAGAAUGUUUGCUGGGGAACUCCUGUAGCAAACUGGUGGUCUAACGGUGAAAACAAGAUCGCAUUUUCUCGUGGCAACUGUGGUUUUGUGGCUUUCAACAAUCAAAAUCAGGCGGACAUGCUCGAAAUACUGCAAACUGGGCUACCGGCUGGAAUCUAUUGCGACGUUAUUUCCGGUGAUAAAGUGGGAAACUCUUGCACAGGUAAAUCUGUUACGGUGCUUGCUGAUGGUCGUGCUUCUAUCUACGUUCCUCAUGAUGGCGAAGAUGGUGUUUUGGCUUUCCAUAUUGGGGUAAGAUUCGAUUUGACCACGCAUCAUGAUGAUAUAAUUUUUUAUUCCAUUUUUCUUUUCAGUCUCGCAUUUAGACCAGUGCCCAGUUCAGUUCUUCGUAGAUGUCACAGUUAUAUUGAAACCACAAAUCGGCACACAAUUUAGAACAGAAUAAUAUACUCAGUACAACUAAACGACUUUGUUUUCGCCUGGAUUGUUGAAAUACAAAAAAAUGUCUUAUUCA
Molecule: messenger RNA, 1746 nt
Organism: Armigeres subalbatus
Lineage: Eukaryota; Metazoa; Arthropoda; Insecta; Diptera; Culicidae
Product: alpha-amylase A-like
Exons: 2
Coding region: 18-1667 (549 amino acids)
Biological process (GO): carbohydrate metabolic process
Molecular function (GO): alpha-amylase activity; cation binding
Source: RefSeq, a predicted model, not a curated record